AUGGAUAGAUCUGCUUUAAUUUUAGACCUCGGAUCAGAGAGCACUAAGGCUGGGUUUGCAGGAGAUGUUGACCCAAAAUGUGUUAUCCCUACAAUUACCGGUGAGUACAGGGUCAAGAAUGCCGAAGUAGGAUAAGGUGGUUACCAUCGUUUACUAGUUGGAGAUGAAGCCCUUCAUAAAAGUGGACUUUUGACAUUUUACAACCCUGUAGAAAAUGGGGUGAUUAAAGACUGGGAAAGAGCUGAAGGCUUUUUGAAAUAUUGCUUCAGCAAUGAGCUAAAAGUUGCCUCAGAAGAGCAUAAUGUGAUCAUGAGUGAAGUUCCAUUCCAGUCACCUGCUGAUAGAGAGAAAUUAGCUCAACUAAUGUUUGAGACUUUCAAUGUUUCUGGAUUUUACCUUGCCAACCUAGGCCUACUCUCUGUAUAAGGAAGUGGAAGAUAAUCAGGUAUCUUUUGCGAGUCUGGUGCUCAUAUGACCCACACAAUACCAGUUAGUGAUGGAGUUGUAAUCACUUCAGCGAUUCAAAGAGCUGAAUUUGGAGGCAAAGAUAUCAAUGAGCUUAUGAUAAAGCUUCUCUCAGAUAAAGGAUACUCAUUUACUACAACUGCAGAAAGAUUAAAUGCCAGAUAACUUAAGGAAAAAUAUUGCAUCGUUGCUCAAGACUAUGAAUCUGCCCUUGAGGAUAAUGAAGAAAAGUACUACGAAACUCCAGAUGGCACAGCUAUCAACUUUAGCAAUGAGAGAUACAAAGGUGCAGAGGCUAUUUUCAAACCAAAUGACCUUUGUGGAAGAGGCGUCGACUCAAUCCAAGAUAUGAUCAUGAAAUCUAUCGAAGGAAGCGAUGAAGGGGUCAGAGCAAAUCUUUUUGGAACUAUUGUUCUAUCAGGAGGUAACACUUUGUUUGAGGGCAUUAGAGACAGACUUCAGAAGGAGAUUGAAAGCAGAGCUGGAGACCCAGGCAUUGUGAGAGUCAUUGCUGAUGAUUCUAGAAAAUACGGUGUCUUCAAUGGAGCUUCCAUCUUAGCUUCUUCAUCUAUGAUGGAUACAAUGUGGAUUCAGAGGGAAGAGUAUGCCGAAAGCGGAGCCUCAAUUGUUCAAACCAAGUGCCCCUAGUGA
Molecule: messenger RNA, 1116 nt
Organism: Stylonychia lemnae
Lineage: Eukaryota; Ciliophora; Spirotrichea; Sporadotrichida; Oxytrichidae
Source: the annotation of a GenBank genome assembly